Messenger RNA from Drosophila obscura, 3745 nucleotides. RefSeq names its product tropomyosin-2 (gene Tm1). Bases 35 to 2353 code for a protein of 772 amino acids. Gene Ontology annotation, molecular function: actin filament binding. The transcript has 9 exons. Gene Ontology annotation, cellular component: actin filament. NCBI's taxonomy places the organism in Eukaryota, Metazoa, Arthropoda, Insecta, Diptera, Drosophilidae. Gene Ontology annotation, biological process: actin filament organization; muscle contraction. The record is from RefSeq and is a predicted model, not a curated record.
CAAACUGUAGCAAAAGCCGGCGCACAUAAUUAAUAUGUACGAGAAAACAUUAACAAUAGGAAAUGCAAAAGUUAAUAAUGCAUAUGAGUGGCAAAAAGUGAGUUACAACAAAAGCACAGCAACGGCCAAACCAAAGCAAAACAAUCCAAAAGCAAGCAAAAGCAGUGAAAAAACUGCACCCAAAACAAAUGCAACAACAAAAAUAGCAGCAAUUACAACAACAGCCAAAGAAACGGCCACCGUUAAACCAACAACGCAGCAACCAUCACAAAAUCAAAAGUACAAAUACUUUGGCAGUGCGGCGCGCCGGCUGGCCCAUCAAAUAAAGCGGGCGCAUCGGCAUUUAUUGACUAGCGGCGGCAACGACAAACAACCACAACAAAAGCGACACAAACAACAACAACAGAAACAGCAGCCGCGUAACAAACGCGCAUGCAAUAAACAAUUGUUAAAAAGUGAAAAACCAAAACCAAAAACAGGCAAACAUCAGCGUCAGCGUGGCAGCGGCAGCGGCAGGCACAGUCGCAGUGACGGGGCACUAUCGGGGCAGUCUUCGCGUUGGUGCUCCAUCGAGGCGCAGCUGAAUGUGCUGGACGAUCUGCUAUACUACGAUGAGGAGGCCGAACUGUAUUUAGCCCAGAUCUACGAAAGGUACCAACAGCUCAUCUGCGAUCAGAGCUCCAACAGUGAGUACGAGUCGGGAUCGACGGACUUCUGGAGCGACGCCUCCGACUCUGACGACAAUAUGUCGCACAACAACAGUGCCGACGACGAUGGCCUGUCGAGCACCAGUGGGACGGGCAGCAACAGCACCCACAGCCUCUCUUCACCGUUGGUGCCAGCCGCCCUGAAACGUCGUGGCCAUCAGCAUCAUCCACGCUUCUCGGGCACACGUCGGCCCAAUGUGCCCAAUGUCCAGGAGAUACUGGCCGCUCUCUAUCGCGGCGACUCCAAGGGCGUGCUCUCCAAUCUGCGUGGCGAGGUUCAGCCAGAGCCGGAGCCGGAGCCCGAGAUUGAUACACCCGUGGAGACGCCUUCCACACCGAUUAGCCGCAGCACCCUUAGUCUUCCACUCACCGAUUCGGUGACCAAUUCCCUGGGCAGCAACAGUCCCACGCCCACGGAUGAGAGCAGCGUUCAAGAUGAUAGUGCGGCCACGCCCACAGCGGGCAACACUGCAACAACAACAACAGCAACGCCUUCAGACUUGCCCUUACCACCCAACGGGAAGGAAGGCAAACCGUCCAGUGGCAAGAAAAAGAAGCGGGACAGAGGCGAAAAGUCCGAGAAGCGGGACAGGGGCGACAGGUCUGAGAAGAGUGAUAGAGGCGACAGGUCGGAGAAGAGUGACAAAGGUGAAAAAUCAGAGCGCAAGAAGAAGUCUUCCUCCUCGUCGUCGUCGGGGAAGCGAGAGCGCAGCAAGCGUCAUGGACAUGGCACGAGUGCAAUGGAGGCCAGCAGUGAUAGCCUGGCCACCGAUCUCAGUGCCAGCGCCAUUGACGAGGGCAUAGCACUGGGCGAUGACGACGACAACCAGUCUGCGGAGUGGUCCAAAUUGCGAUGCACCAGCGAGGCGGCCGAGAUUGUGGCAGAGCGAGAGGCACGCCGCAACAAGGGACGGUGUGCGGACUAUCCGGGCCUGGCCUUUGGACGCUCCAUCUUCAGUUCGGACACCAUGAUGAAGUUCAAUAUCAUUCGGAACGAGCUGCACAACAUCAUGAAUACACAACUAAAAAGGGCCGAAUCUGAGGUUGCUGCUCUGAACCGUCGCAUUCAGUUGCUCGAAGAAGACUUGGAACGCUCGGAGGAGCGUCUGGGUUCCGCCACAGCCAAGCUGUCGGAAGCCUCUCAGGCCGCCGAUGAGAGCGAACGGAUACGAAAAGCGCUUGAGAAUCGCACAAAUAUGGAAGAUGACAAAGUGGCUCUCUUGGAGAACCAAUUAGCACAAGCAAAAUUAAUUGCAGAAGAAGCCGAUAAGAAAUACGAAGAGGUUGCAAGAAAACUUGUGCUCAUGGAACAGGAUCUGGAGCGUUCCGAGGAAAAAGUUGAGCUCAGCGAAAGCAAAAUUGUGGAGCUUGAGGAGGAGCUGCGCGUGGUUGGCAACAACCUGAAGUCCCUGGAAGUGUCUGAGGAGAAGGCCAACCAACGUGAGGAAGAAUACAAGAACCAAAUCAAGACCCUGAACACUCGUCUAAAGGAGGCUGAGGCUCGCGCUGAGUUCGCUGAACGUUCCGUUCAGAAAUUGCAGAAGGAAGUCGACAGGCUCGAAGAUGACUUGCUGAAUGAGCGCGGAAAGAACAAACUGCUGCAGGAGGAAAUGGAGAACACUUUACAUGACAUACAGAACAUGUAAAAAACCAUCUAAUUUGCUUGUGUAAAUUAACUAAACUGCCUUCUUGACGUCAAAACUAUAUACACACACACACACACCACCAACAACCAACAACCAGCACCACCACCACACACAGAACUGGCGCUUUCCAUAUUUAAAUACUAGAAGAAAAGAAUAAACAAAAAAACAACACACAUUUACAUCUACACCACUGAGACAGGCAACGCACCGCAACCAGGACGCCAAGUGUCUUCCAUUGCAGAGUUGACGCCAUCUUUCCGAAGAACUCUGGACAAAAAAAAAACGCUAAGCAAACAAAAAAAAAAACAAAAAAAAAAAAAACGAAAGAAAAGAAAAAAUGACGAAAAUAUAUUAAAAGAAAGAUAGCGUAGCGUUAAAUAUUUAACAUAAACUCAAAGAAAAAGCAGUUACGAAAGAAGCAAAAAACAAGACAUUCUACCCCGUAGAGUAGCAGGCGCAUUCCAAUCGUAUAGAUUCCAAAAUGACGCUGUGGCUGGCAGCUAGCGUUCCAGUGUGCACACAUCAUUGGUGCACACAUUCCAAUCAAAAUUGAUCAAGAUGCCUUUACAACACUGUUGCAAUAUAUAUAAAACCCCCCUCCCCUUCGCUAUGUCCCUUAGUUAACUUCGACAAGCGAAAUAAACGUAGAUGUUUUUCUACCCAUUAUUUUAAAACUUGCUUUUGCUACCCUACCUACCCUAGCCCUUUUUUUUACAUUGUUUUUGUUUGUGUAUUACGAUGACAACUUGGACAAACAAAAUGCAUUGCCGCCUUCUUCUUAGUUUAUGUGUAUUUUAUUUUUAUUUUAAAUAGAGAGACAAACAAAACGCUGUUAUUUAUAUUUAAAGAAAGUGAAGUACAUUCUAUAUGCUAAAAAAAGAAAAGAAAAGAAAAAAAAGGAAAGAAACUUUGUAUUUUUGUCGCCAGCGCUUAACUGUAUUAAUAUAUAUGCUAAUGUGUUUAUACAUUAUUUAAACAAAUUUUUGUAAUGUUUGCAAAACGUUGUGUAAUAUUUGCCUACUUUUAAGUUUGCCGCCACGCCUACCACAAACACACACAAACACACCACACCCACCCACACACUACUAUAAUUACAAUUAAAAUUAUUUUGACAAAAAAAAAAGGAAAUUUAACAACAAAAAACAAAACAAAACUUUAAGCGAGACAAAACACACACAAAAUGCACAUCCAUUCCAAUUGCAAUUGCGUUUGCCGAUUUUCCGGUAGCGCCUUUCUUUUAUUUGAAAAAUAAAAACAAACAACAAAAAAAAAAAAAAACAAACCAAUUUCAACAAAUUCUACCGAUUCUUCUGAAUAUCAUCCCCAACAUACGAACUGGGAAUGGAAUAAAUGGGGGCCCCACAAAGAUGGCAAUAAACAAAAAUAAAAACA